Messenger RNA from Medioppia subpectinata, 3698 nucleotides. The record is from the annotation of a GenBank genome assembly. Lineage: Eukaryota; Metazoa; Arthropoda; Arachnida; Sarcoptiformes; Oppiidae.
UUUUAUGCCUACGGACAGAGCAAACUCGCAAACAUACUGUUUACCCGAGAACUGGCCAAAAGGCUCCGCCACUCAAACAUCAACACCUAUUCACUGCAUCCGGGAGUCAUAAACACUAACCUGAGCCGACACGUGGACAACCCUGAGCUCCACGAGGGUAAGGGUCAGACAGACAGGGGUUGGUUUAGGCGUAACAUUUUAAUGACACCAUUGAUGGGCUCUCAGACCACACUCUAUUGCGCUCUCGACGAUGAACUCGCAAAUGAGUCGGGAUAUUAUUAUAACAAUUGUCUUCGCGACGAUUAUAUGAUACCCGAAGCCAAUGACGAUAAGACUGCCAAAAGUCUAUGGGAAUUGAUGUUACGCGAAUAUCUGUCAAACUUUAUGGAUUGGCGCCGACGGGUGACCAGUGCUAAGAAACUUAAUGGACAGGUAGUUGUGGUGACCGGCGGUAACACUGGUAUCGGUAAAGAGACUGCAUAUCAGCUCACCUUAAGAGAGGCUAAGGUAUACAUCGGGUGUCGGGACCAGAAGAGAGGUGAGGCGGCCGUCAAAGACAUCCUAUCAUUGAAUCCAAAGGCAAACAUAAAACUACUUUCGCUGGACUUGUCUUCACUCACAUCUGUCCGCAAAUGUGUGGAAGAGUUGUCGGGUUUGGAGACAAAAGUGGAUAUACUUAUCAAUAACGCCGGAGUCGCCGGUUGUCCGGAGUGGCAGACAGAAGAUGGGUUUGAGAUGCAAUUUGGCACUAAUCAUCUAGGUCAUUUUCUAUUUACGCUUCAUUUAAUACCAUUGCUAAGGAAAGCACCGGCGGGUCGUAUAGUGACCGUUUCAUCUGGUUUACAUAUUUGUAGCCCAAUCCACCUUGAUAAUGUAAACCUACGAAACGGUGCAUAUCAUCCGUUUUUCGCAUACGCUCAGAGCAAACUCGCAAAUGUGUUGUUCAGCCGGGAAUUGGCCAAAAGGCUCCGCCACUCAAACAUCAACACCUAUUCACUGCAUCCGGGAGUCAUUAACACAGAGCUGGACAGACAUAUGGCUGAUGAGACCAAACGGGCCAAAAGGGGUUGGUUUAGACGUAACUUUCGCAUAACACCAUUCCUCGGCUCUCAGACCACACUCUACUGCACUCUCGACGACGAUAUCGCUGAUGAGACCGGAUAUUAUUACGACAACUGUCGUCGUGUGGAUCAUAUGAUACCCGAAGCCAAUGACGACAAGACUGCCAAAAUGACCAGCAGUAAAAACCUUAAUGGACAGGUAGUUGUGGUGACCGGCGGUAACACCGGUAUCGGUAAAGAGACUGCAUAUCAGCUCACAUUAAGAGAUGCAAAGGUAUACAUCGGGUGUCGGGACCAGAAGAGAGGUGAGGCGGCCGUCAAAGACAUCCUAUCAUUGAAUCCAAAGGCAAACAUUUCUCUACUUUCGCUGGACUUGUCUUCACUCACAUCUGUCCGCAAAUGUGUGGAAGAGUUGUCGGGUUUGGAGACAAAAGUCGAUAUACUUAUCAAUAACGCCGGAGUCGCCGGUUGUCCGGAGUGGCAGACAGAAGACGGGAAAGCACCGGCGGGUCGUAUAGUGACCGUAUCAUCAGAUAUACACGAGUUCGGGAAAAUACAUUUGGAAAAUAUAAACCUCCGAAACGGUGCAUAUCAUCCCAUAUUCUCAUACGCUCAGAGCAAACUCGCAAAUGUGUUGUUCAGCCGUGAAUUGGCCAAAAGGCUCCGCCACUCAAACAUCAACACCUAUUCAGUACAUCCGGGAGUCAUAAACACAGAACUGGACCGACAUAUGAAACCCGAUGAGACCAAACGUGAGGGCGUCAGCGGUUGGUUUAGGCGUAACCUUAACCUAACAGUAUUCAUGGGCUCUCAGACCACACUCUACUGCGCUCUCGACGAUGAGAUCGCUGAUGAGACCGGAUAUUAUUACGAAGAUUGUGUUCGUGUGGAUCAUAUGAUACCCGAAGCCAAUGACGACAAGACUGCCAAAAUAACCAGUAGUAAAAACCUAAAUGGACAGGUAGUUGUGGUGACCGGCGGUAACAAAGGUCUUGGAAAAGAGACUGCAUAUCAGCUCACACUUAGAGAUGCAAAGGUAUACAUCGGGUGUCGGGACCAGACGAGAGGUGAGGCGGCCGUCAAAGACAUCCUAUCAUUGAAUCCAAAGGCAAACAUAAAACUACUUUCGCUGGACUUGUCUUCACUCACAUCUGUCCGCAAAUGUGUGGAAGAGUUGUCGGGUUUGGAGACAAAAGUGGAUAUACUUAUCAAUAACGCCUGCGUUAACGCUGGCUAUCCUGAGUGCCAGACGGAGGAUGGGUUUGAGAUUAAGUUUGGGACUAACCACCUUGUUGGCCAAAUCCACCUUGAUAAUGUAAACCUCCGAAAUGGUACAUACCAUCCCUUUUUCGCUUACGCUCAGAGCAAACUCGCAAAUGUGUUGUUCAGCCGUGAAUUGGCCAAAAGGCUCCGCCACUCAAACAUCAACACAUAUUGUUUGGAUCCGGGAGUGGCAGACACUGACCUGAGCCGACACGUGGGCACGUCUGAGGCCCGGGAGUGGUCGGCAUUGACCGAGACGGGUUGGUUUAAGCGGAACUUUUUUACAACACCAUUCCUGGGAUCUCAGACCACACUCUACUGCGCUCUCGACGAUGAUAUCGCUGAUGAAACCGGAUAUUAUUACGACAACUGUCGUCGUGUGGAUCAUAUGAUACCCGAAGCCAAUGACGAUAAGACUGCCAAAAUGACCAGCAGUAAAAACCUUAAUGGACAGGUAGUUGUGGUGACCGGCGCUAACACUGGUAUUGGCAAAGAGACUGCAUAUCAGCUCACACUCAGAGAUGCAAAAGUGUAUAUCUUGUGUCGAGACCAGAAGAAAGGAAAAGCGGCCGUAAAAGACAUUCAAUCAUUGAAUCCAAAGGCAAAUAUAAAACUACUUUCGCUGGACUUGUCUUCACUCAAAUCUGUCCGCAAAUGUGUGGAAGAGUUGUCGGGUUUGGAGACAAAAGUUGAUAUACUUAUCAAUAACGCAGGAGUUAUGGCCUGUCCUGAGUGGCAGACGGAGGAUGGGUUUGAGAUGCAGUUUGGGACUAACCACCUUGGUCAUUUCCUAUUCACUCUGCAUUUGAUACCAUUGCUAAAGAAAGCACCGGCGGGUCGUAUAGUGAAUGUCUCGUCGACUGGACACCAAUUUGGCCAAAUUAACCUACAAAAUAUAAACCUACGAAACGGUGCGUAUCAUAACUUUUUUGCUUACGGACAGAGCAAACUCGCAAAUGUGUUGUUCAGCCGUGAAUUGGCCAAAAGGCUCCGACACUCAAACAUCAAUACCUAUAGCCUAAACCCCGGGGCCAUUGACACUGAUCUGCAAAGACAUGUCGACCCAUCGGCCGCUACGGCUACCGAUAAGAGUUGGUUUAGGCGUAACUUUUUUAUGACACCAUUUAUGGGAUCUCAGACUACACUCUAUUGUGCUCUCGACGAUGAACUCGCAGAUCAGACGGGAUAUUAUUACGACAACUGUCGUCGUGUGGAUCAUAUGAUACCCGAAGCCAAUGACGACAAGACUGCCAAAAGUCUGUGGGAAUUGAGCUGUGAUUUGGUUAAACUCGAGGAACAUUUAAAAAUUUAAUUAUUGCCAAUUAUUUCAAAAAAAACUAUAAUGGAAUUUUUCAAUAAAUAUUAAGAUAUACU